Molecule: messenger RNA, 1435 nt
Organism: Nicotiana attenuata
Lineage: Eukaryota; Viridiplantae; Streptophyta; Magnoliopsida; Solanales; Solanaceae
Product: peroxisomal and mitochondrial division factor 2
Exons: 2
Coding region: 208-1089 (293 amino acids)
Source: RefSeq, a predicted model, not a curated record
CCACUAAUCAAAAAUCAUUCUUCUGAUUCGGUGCUGUCCAAUAAUCACAUCGUAUCAUCAUUCGCCACCUUACAAUUCCACAACCCAUUAAUUUUUAGAUUCCAUAUUUCGAAUCAAAUAAUACAGUAACAAUCAAAGCCCUAAUUCCAAUCGAAUUCACAUUCUUCAUUUCUCAGGUAUAUUAUUUGAUCAAUUCAGGUUAUUGCUAUGGCUGACGAGAAUGUUGCCAACGGGGAGGUUUUUGAUGAUGCAGUGGAGAUCGAAGGAGAGGAGGAUUCUGAUGGUGCAUUGAAAACCUCUCCUUUGACGCAGAAAAUAGCUGCCUUAGAGCAAGAGAACAAUCAACUUUUUCAUGAGAACCAAGUUGUCAAAGAGAGGAUUGAGAAAUUGAAGCACUCGAUUGAGGAAAUGGAGAACGAGAAGGUCGAGUUACAGAAGAAGGCAGAGAAGUUUGAGUCGGAGAAUAAGGCUUUAGGAUCAGUAGCUGCACGAGCAGCGGAGCUCGAGGGCGAACACUCGCGGCUGCAGCAUGAUCUCAUAACUGCGAUGAACGAUCUAGAAGAAUCGAAUUCGGAGUUAUCGAAACUGAAGUUGGCUCUGGGGGGGUUGCAGAGUAGUGAUGACGAGAAGAGUGGAAAAUUGAGUGCCAUUGAGAGUGAAAGGAAUUUGUUAUUGUUGAAAGUCGAGAAGUUGGAAGCUAGUGGAAAUGAUCAGAGGGCUGAAGUAGAAGUGAAGGAGAAAGAAAUUAGGGGCUUAAAGAAGAAGAUUGAGGAUUUAGAGGCUACUGUGAUGAACAACGAGGCAUGGAAAAAGGAGAAGGAGGCGCUUCAUAUGGUGAAAGAUGAGUUGGAGAAGAGGAUAACGGAGAUGAUGGGUAAAGUGGCUGAGUUGGAGAAGAAGUUAGAGGAGAAGGAAACGUUGAUUAAUGAAAGAGAUGUUGACAGCAAUGUUAAUGGAAUUCCAGGAGCGGAGAAUAAGGUUGUAUCUUCGGGUGUAAAAGUAGAUUUGACAGUGGUGGCUGUAUCUUCAGUUGUUGCAGUUGCUAUUGUAGGCAUUUUGUGCUAUUUUCGAUGUGCAAGAAAACCAUAAACUCAGAACUUGGUCUUGAACAGGUCGAGUUUUUUGUCUGACCAAGUUAUGGAUUUUACAAUUUUGAUAGCACUUUGCUUAUGUUGCGCUUUCUUACUUAGCUUUUUAUCUCACUUGACACUAGAUUGGAUGUUGGCUAGUGGCCAUGAAGUACGUUUUGUUUGCGAAAGUGGACAAAGCAACAUAUUUCUGUUAGUACUUCUCUUUCUGUGAGUUUUUAUCGCAACCUUUUUUUUCCAUUUAAACAAGGUUUGUUGGUGUAACCAUUCAAAAAAAGCAUUUGUAUUGCACUUCAACACUGGAUUCAUAUAUAGUAUUGAAUGUCUCAAAUAAUUGAGUUCCUAUA